Messenger RNA from Cimex lectularius (bed bug), 2197 nucleotides. RefSeq names its product monocarboxylate transporter 9-like. The transcript is spliced from 11 exons. Gene Ontology annotation, biological process: transmembrane transport; monocarboxylic acid transport. Gene Ontology annotation, molecular function: monocarboxylic acid transmembrane transporter activity. NCBI's taxonomy places the organism in Eukaryota, Metazoa, Arthropoda, Insecta, Hemiptera, Cimicidae. The record is from RefSeq and is a predicted model, not a curated record. The coding region runs from base 478 to 2064 and encodes 528 amino acids.
ACUCAGUAAUAUUACUAAUUAUUACCCCCCAACAGAGUCUGCUCAAUGAUAUAGCAAAGACAGUUGCUAGUCAUCCCGGGGGGACUGUCCGCUACCCAGAUGCGAUGUCCUUGCGGCUUCUCAGAGGCCAGGGCUAACCCAGUGCUUCGGACUUCAGUCGCUUCCCGUCCUCAUCCUACUCGCCACCUCUCCAACCGGACGGGACAAAUUUCACGAUAUAAUCUCUUGAUCGUUUCAAGUUCGGAAUAUCGACUAGACGAGGUGCAGUCUACUUGAAAUCAAGGGGCGAUCGCUCUACCUUAUCUCCGUCACGCGGUCGAUAAGAGAGAAAACAGGAUCUCCGUUUAAUUUUGCACCAUAGCUUGGCAACGAUACAAGUUCAAAAAUCCGUGUAAAAAAAAAUUAUCUGCCGUGUAACAAAAAUCAGUGGUCAAUCGUGUCUGAAUCCCUGGUUUUUCUCAAGAUCUGAAACUCGAUAUGGUUGAAAGCAAAAAGAAAGCCAUCGCACCUGAUGGAGGUUGGGGUUGGGUCGUAGUUAUAGGUUUUGCAGUUUCCAACGUCAUUUCGAUUCCAGUAUUACAGGGGUUCGCUCUCCUUUUUAGAAAUGUAUUUAUUGAUUUAAAUUUAUCAGCAAUAGACAUUAGUACAAUUAUAAAUGUCAAUUCAGGAUUUGGCAUGCUUUUAGGUUUAAUGAAUGGACCCCUUUUAAAAGCCUAUGGCUUUAGGUGGCAUGCCAUUAUUGGCUCCUUAAUUAUGUUUGUCGGUUUUAUCUGUACAUCACAAGCUACAUCGUUCUACGAGUUUCUUUUAUUUUAUGGAGCAAUCAAUUCUGUCGGAUUUAGCAUGUCAAUGGCAGCGUUCAGUUUAGCAAUGAAUACAUAUUUUAAAGAAAAAAGGGCUAUGGCUGCCGGAAUUACCUCAACCCUCACUGGAUUAGGACCAGUUGUGAUGCCAUUACUCAUCAGUAGAUUUGUGGAUAUAUUUGGAGCAAGAGGUACAGCACUGAUACUAUCUGGUUUACUUUUGAACUGUUUUGCAUCUGCCUUACUUCUCCAACCAAUAAAAUGGCAUUACAAGUAUGUAUCUGAAGAGAACAUUGUAAGCAAAGAAAUGCAACUAUUAAACACACCAUUGAUCACCAAAGAAUCUGAUGGAGAGUGCAAUAAAGUUAAGGAUCAUGAAGAAGCGGCACAAAAAGAAGAAAUAGAACAAUUUGAUUCACAGAUAGGACACAGUAUCGAGGAUGUGAUGGUCCCAAAAAGAGUUUCUGAUUCAACUGCGAGGCGCAGUAUUUCACACUCUAGACUCUCCCUUUACGAGAAAGACAAAGUUGAACCUGAAUCUACGUGGUGGAAAAAGUCAUCUAAUUUUGAAGAAGGAUUGUUCAGUCAAGAGACAAAUGUUCACAUUGUCCAGCCGAGCAAGAGUAAAAGCAAAUGGUACCAUAAAGUAAUCAAAUUCUUCGACUUGGAUCUGCUGAAGGACCCGAUCUACACAAACAUCUGGAUAGGAAUGUCGAUUGCAUUCACAGGAGAGAUCAACUUUUCCCUCAUGACCCCAGUGAUCCUUGGUGAGAGGAAUUUCAGCAUAGAAGAAACAGCGAGAAUAAUGUCAGUUAUUGCCAGCUCUGACAUCAUAUUCAGGUUCAUCUCACCGUUUGUCGGUAACUGGUUAAAACUCCCGGCAAGGCAGAUGUACAUGAUGAGCUUGAUGAUGCUUAUUAUUUCUAGAUUUGCUUUGACAUUUGUCUAUUCAUAUUGGGACGUAUUAAUCGUAGGGUUGGCUCUAGGCAUAGCGAAAGGAUUCAGGACUGUUUAUAUGUCUUUGGUGAUACCAAAUCAUGUCCCUUUAGAGAAACUUCCUUCAGCAUCCGGUCUUCAGACAGUGUUGAACGGUAUCCUGCUUCUAACUUUUGGUCCAAUUGUUGGUCUUGCAAAGGAUUAUUUUGGAAAUUACAAUGUUGUCAUACAUUUCAUCAACUGUCUUUCAUUUACAACUGUACUGCUUUGGUCAAUUGAAAUGAUUGUUGUCUAUCAAAAAUCCAAAACGAACGAAGAGUCUUAAAACCAAAAUUUUCUUUAAAAAAUAAAGUAAAAUGUAUAAAAAGUUUAAGAAUCCAUCUAGACAUUUGUAAGAUAUAUGGAAAUUGAUAUAUUUGUUAUUACUUUUUAUAAAUACCAUUUUAUAAUUGAACCUA